This is a messenger RNA of Monopterus albus (swamp eel), 2522 nucleotides long. It is a transcript of the gene atad3, whose product is annotated as ATPase family AAA domain containing 3. Gene Ontology annotation, biological process: mitochondrion organization. The record is from RefSeq and is a predicted model, not a curated record. The transcript is spliced from 16 exons. Lineage: Eukaryota; Metazoa; Chordata; Actinopteri; Synbranchiformes; Synbranchidae. Bases 148 to 2220 code for a protein of 690 amino acids. Gene Ontology annotation, molecular function: zinc ion binding; ATP hydrolysis activity; ATP binding. Gene Ontology annotation, cellular component: mitochondrion.
CUGUUUUUCAGGGAACGUUACACUUUAUGUUGCGAUUGCGCAGAAGUGUGCAGCGUGACACACGUGUGGAGGAAGUGCGGUGGCAGGUCUGUAGCAACCUCUACCUCACAUUAGCAGCUAAACUGUGUAAUUUUUAUUCACAGUAAAAUGUCGUGGCUCUUCGGCCUAAACAAGGGGCAGCCUGAAGCGCCACCUGGCCUCCCGGUUCAGCCUCCCCCGCCGGCCGGAGGGGCCGGCGGUGGCGGAGAUAAACCCAAGGACAAAUGGAGCAACUUCGAUCCCACCGGGCUGGAGCGGGCUGCACAGGCGGCCAAGGAGCUCGACAAGUCCCGACAUGCCAAAGAAGCUCUGGAGUUGGCGCGUAUGCAGGAGCAGACCACUCAGAUGGAGCACCAGAGCAAAAUGAAGGAGUAUGAAGCAGCGGUCGAGCAGCUCAAAGGCGACCAGAUACGAAUCCAGUCUGAGGAGAGGAGGAAAACUCUGAAUGAGGAGACCAGGCAGCAUCAAGCGAGAGCUCAGUACCAAGAUAAGCUGGCCAGACAGCGAUAUGAGGACCAACUAAGGCAACAGCAAAUCCUCAAUGAGGAGAAUCUCCGCAAACAGGAGGAGUCUGUACAGAAACAGGAGGCUAUGAGGAAAGCAACGAUAGAGCACGAGAUGGAGCUGAGGAACAAGAAUGAGCUUCUGCGUAUAGAGGCCGAAUCUAAAGCUCGAGCUCGUGUGGAGAGAGAAAACGCUGAUAUAAUCCGCGAGCAGAUCCGUCUGAAGGCUGCAGAACACAGACAGACUGUCCUGGAGUCCAUAAAGACUGCAGGUGCUGUGUUCGGUGAAGGAUUCAGGGCCUUUGUGUCAGACUGGGACAAAGUCACAGCCACGGUAGCAGGACUAACCCUUCUAGCUGUGGGAGUGUAUUCGGCUCGGAACGCGACAGCGGUGGCAGGACGUUACAUUGAGGCACGGCUCGGGAAGCCGGCACUGGUGCGAGAGACGUCCCGAUUCACUGUGGGGGAGGCACUCAAGCAUCCUGUCAAGCUGGCCAAGCGGCUGAAGAGCAAACCCCAGGAUGCUCUUGAAGGAGUUGUGCUCAGUGUAAGUCGACAUCUUUAUAAAAGAAUGCAACAAAUCGCCAUAGCAACAAGAAACACCAGGCAGAACAAAGGCCUCUACAGGAACAUCCUCAUGUACGGUCCUCCAGGCACAGGCAAAACUCUCUUCGCUAAGAAGCUGGCAAUGCAUUCUGGAAUGGACUAUGCAAUUAUGACCGGUGGUGAUGUAGCACCCAUGGGCCGUGAUGGGGUGACUGCCAUGCACAAAGUUUUUGACUGGGCCAACACAAGUCGACAGGGGCUGCUGCUUUUUGUGGAUGAAGCUGAUGCGUUCCUUCGCAAGAGGGCCACUGAGAAGAUCAGUGAAGACCUAAGAGCCACUUUGAAUGCAUUCUUGUAUCGCACUGGAGAACAGAGCAAGAAGUUCAUGCUGGUGUUGGCCAGUAAUCAACCAGAGCAGUUUGACUGGGCCAUAAAUGACCGUAUAGAUGAAAUAGUGAAUUUUGCUCUGCCGGGUCCUGAGGAGAGGGAGAGGCUGGUGCGGUUGUACUUUGACAAAUAUGUGCUGGAGCCCGCCACUGGAGGGAGGCAGAGGAUGAAGCUGGCACAGUUUGAUUAUGGUAAAAAGUGCUCUGAGAUAGCAAAAAGAACGGAGGGCAUGUCAGGAAGAGAGAUCUCCAAGUUGGGUGUGGCCUGGCAGGCGGCAGCAUAUUCCUCUGAAGAUGGUGUCCUGACAGAAGCUAUGAUUGAUGCUCGGGUUGACGACGCUGUCAAGCAGCACCUUCAGAAGAUGGACUGGCUACACAGAGAAAACGAGGCUCAGACCCUUACACCUUCACCAGCUGGGGCGCCAGGCAGCGGAGGCAAAACUGGCUUUAUUCUGCCCCUCAGUGAGGCACCUCAGGCUCAGGAGGUGAUCAGUCCAGUCCUUGAGGUAGAUACAAAACAAGCAGGUGGCAGUAUUCAGCCUUCUUCAGGCAUAAAAGAAGGUCAAAAGGCAGAAGGCAAAAGUGCCUUCCCAGCUGGACAAGACUCUGAGGAUGCUGUCAGAGCAGAAGCUACGACAGCAGCAGAGUUUUUAACCCAUUCUGCUGCCUCCACUGACAGUGAGGGCAAGAUGGAAAAGGAAGACAAGACUGGAUCUUCUUCUCCGAAAGAUGGAACCCCAGUUUGAGUUUUAGAUUUACUCAGUGGUCCUGCCUGGAUUAGAAAAAUUAGCCUUCUGCCCCUUUAACUAGUCUGUCAGUUUGUCUAAAAUCCUGUCAAACUGACAGCUGUUAAGAUGUGUUCACAGGACUGAGAGAUUUUCAGAACACAACAACUGAGGCUCUUUCAUUCUAAUAUAUAAUGUAAUAUACAUUGUAAAAGCGUACUUUAUAUGGAAACCAGACUUUUGCCUGUAAUACUAGUAUAUAAAUGUGCACAGUGGAGUGUCUCUGUUGGAAUGAAUAAAUAAUCAUUGUUUUUACAGUAAAA